Messenger RNA from Bufo bufo (common toad), 972 nucleotides. Its product is annotated as D-3-phosphoglycerate dehydrogenase-like. Bases 229 to 888 code for a protein of 219 amino acids. Gene Ontology annotation, molecular function: phosphoglycerate dehydrogenase activity; NAD binding. Lineage: Eukaryota; Metazoa; Chordata; Amphibia; Anura; Bufonidae. The record is from RefSeq and is a predicted model, not a curated record. The transcript is spliced from 7 exons.
GGAGGAGGAGAGAGGGACUGUCAGGAGGAGGAGGAGGAGAGAGGGACUGUCAGGAGGAGGAGUUUUUUUUAAAUUCACUGAUUCGGAAAAUGUGAGGAUCUGAGUUGGAUGUGACUGGAAUAAUCACUGCAGAGAGAGACACCGCUCAGACUGCACAGAGACCGCACAGAGCAGAGACCGCUCAGACUGCACAGAGACCGCACAGACCCUGCACAGUGAGACGGCCGGAUGGAGAUGAGACGGCUGCUGAUCAGUGACAGCCUGGCUCCGGCCUGCGCUCACAUCCUGCGCUCUGCCGGCAUCGAGGUGACCGAGAACCCGGGCCUCAGCCCCGAGGACCUCCGCGCCUGCAUCCAGGACUACGACGGUCUGAUUGUCCGUUCUGCCACUAAAGUCACCUCAGAUGUCCUGACUGCAGGAACAAGGCUGAAGGUGGUGGGACGAGCCGGGACUGGCGUGGACAAUGUGGAUGUGGAGGCUGCCACCAAGAAUGGGAUCAUUGUGAUGAACACUCCCACUGGGAACAGUAUCAGUGCCGCGGAGCUGACGUGCGGUCUCCUCCUCAGUCUCUCCAGGCAGAUUCCUCAAGCUGCAUCAUCCAUGAAGCAGGGGAGAUGGGACCGGAAGAAGUACAUGGGCUCUGAGCUGCAUGGGAAGACUCUGGGAAUCCUGGGACUUGGUCGGAUCGGAAAAGAAGUGGCAAUAAGGAUGCAGUCUUUCCAAAUGAAGUCUCCUCACCUCUCUCCAUGCACAGUCUCCUUGCCUCUCUUCACACAAAGGUCCAACACCUCUGUCCAUCCAUUGUGUCUUCUCUCCAGACCAUCGGAUAUGACCCCAUCAUCCCCCCAGAAGUCACAGCCGAAUUUGGGGUUCAACAGUUUCCACUAGAAGAAAUCUGGAGACAGUGCGAUUACAUCACUGUGCACACCCCUCUCCUCCCGUCUACCACAGGUAUACUCAGCGCUGUACGCC